Molecule: messenger RNA, 828 nt
Organism: Helobdella robusta
Lineage: Eukaryota; Metazoa; Annelida; Clitellata; Rhynchobdellida; Glossiphoniidae
Exons: 5
Coding region: 1-828 (275 amino acids)
Molecular function (GO): oxidoreductase activity
Source: RefSeq, a predicted model, not a curated record
AUGUCAUCAUUGGAUAGUUUCAUUGAAUUGAACGAUGGCGUUAAAAUUCCUAAUUUUGGAUUGGGUCUGUAUUUAGUUGGAUCUGGUUCAGAAGCAGAGCUAUCUCUGCUCUUUGCUUUGAAACAGGGUUACAGAUUAUUAGACACCGCCCAGUUUUACGAGAAUGAAGCUGAUGUUGGCAAAGCAAUAAAGAAAUCAGGAAUUGAUCGGAAAUCAAUUUGUGUUGUCAGUAAAGUGUGGGACUCCAACCAUGGCUAUGAGGCAACCAUAAAAUCUGUCAAAAAUAGUUUAUCCUUAUUUCAGUUAGAAUAUGUGGACAUCUUUUUGAUACACUCACCAGGUUCUGGAAGAAACAUUGACACUUAUAAAGCACUUUUAGAACUGAAGGGUCAAGGUUUGAUCAAGUCAGUUGGAGUUUCAAACUUUGGGAUCCAGCAUUUGAAAGGCUUGGAAGAGGCGGGUUUGCCCACCCCAUCCAUCAAUCAAAUUGAGCUCCACCCAUUUUGCAGGCGGGAAAAAUUGGUGGAUUAUUGUAGAGAGAAAGGAAUUUGUGUGAUGGGUUAUUGUCCACUUGCCAGAGGAAAGUGCUUCAAUGAUCCGGACCUCAUCAACAUGGCAAAAGAGCAUAACAAAUCAGUUGCUCAAGUGAUGAUUAGAUGGAGUCUGGACAAGGGUUUUGUUACCAUACCGAAAUCGUCCAAUCCAAAAAGAAUUCAGGAAAAUAUGGAAGUCUUUGAUUUCAAACUCACUGAAAAAAACCAUCAAAUAUUGGUAUUUUCUUUACAUUUUGUAUAUUAUAUAUAUACAUUUAUAUCAGAGUGCAUUUAA